AUGGAGAAUUUCAGAUCCAUGUCCUGCAGAGAUGGGAGGAUCUCAACCGACUUCGCCUACGAAAACCAGCCGGCGCCACCAGGGCCAAGAAACAUGCAAGGGCUGAGGUCUUACAGUGUAAGCCAUGGAGCAAGACAACAACCCAAUGAAGAAGUGAAGGCCAAGAAGCAAGAACAUGUUGAAGUUGUUGGUUCAAGAAGCUGGGGGAAGAUGAAUUUUGAUCCGGAGCUCCAGAGGAAGAAGAGGGUUGUUAGCUACAAAGCUUAUGCAAUGGAAGGCAAGAUGAAAGGGUCAUUGAAGAAGAGUUUCAGAUGGAUUAAAGAUGCCUGCAAUCAAGUUGUUCAUGGAUGGAAGUGA
This is a messenger RNA of Linum tenue, 357 nucleotides long. The record is from the annotation of a GenBank genome assembly. NCBI's taxonomy places the organism in Eukaryota, Viridiplantae, Streptophyta, Magnoliopsida, Malpighiales, Linaceae.